CUCUAAUGAGAUUGGUCAUCACAUUCAAAUAUUGUCCCUAGUUGUGUUUUGCCUCAUCUACAGUGCAUGACUGGCCUUCUUCAUCUCUAGCUGCUCAAGAACCUGACGAGCGUCUUCAAGUUGAUCUUCUUCAUCUGGACCCUUCCCUUCCAAAGCUUCAACAACUUUCUUUUGGAACUUAAUGGCAAGUUCAUAGCUGCAAAAAAGGAUCCAUCUCUACAAUGGUUAAUGGGAGUGGGGGAGCUACGAGACUUAAGCACUUCGUCCGUUUCGCCUCUGUUCGCCGUCCGUCUGCCAGGGAGAGCCAGCAGCCGCAGCAACCGUCGAGAACAUUCGCCGCUGUCGUCGCCGUCGACGCUAGGGAUUCUGACCGACGUCCUCGCCUCGUCCCUCCGUCACGCGCAGCAGGCCGGCGAAACCAGGGAAGAGUUGCAGCGGCGAAUUCACUCCGAUUCAAGUUCAAUUCGUCGUUUUUCGAGGUAGGAACACGGAAUUUGAUGGGCAACCCGGAGGGCAGUGAAGUGGUGGUGGCGUGGAUGGCUCUUGUUUACUUUAGUAAUUAAACUACAUUAUUUUAUUUGAUUAUAUGGAUUGUUGGACGUUACUUUGGUUUAAUUAUGCUUCCGCGACUUUUGGACUUGUUUUAUUACUCCGAUAAAUUUUGGUUUAGCUU
Cuscuta campestris is the source of this 673-nucleotide messenger RNA. Lineage: Eukaryota; Viridiplantae; Streptophyta; Magnoliopsida; Solanales; Convolvulaceae. The record is from the annotation of a GenBank genome assembly.